AUGUCAGUCUUAUCACUUUCCAUUGAAAAGGCAGAAACGAGUUAUAUCGAAGAGAAAACGUCAGUUGAAGAUGCAAAUGUUUUAAGUGAUGCGCAUAAGGACUACUUGAUAAAAACACACGGGACUUUGGACUUGGAUCCAUUACCUUCGAUGGAUGCAAAUGACCCUCUCAAUUGGUCCUCUUCAAUGAAGUGGACACAAUUAGGGAUGGUAGCUUUUCAUGCUUUUUCAACAACGUUUGUUGCGUCUAGCAUUAUUCCAGCAUUUAGUGCUUUGUCAGAGAAAUUCCACGUAAGUCUUGAUAGUGUUUCAUAUUUGGUAUCGGCGCAGAUAUUAGUUUUAGGAACUCUUCCUUUUAUCUGGAUUCCACUUAUGGCAAAAUAUGGAUCCAGAAAGCCUUUGACAAUUCUGACAUUGUUGUCUCUGAUAUUGAAUCUAGGAAGCAUUUUUGCAAAUUCAUACUCGUCUUUAAUGGCAUGCAGGGUUUUAGUUGCAUUGUUUUUAUCUUCAGGAAUUGCAACAGGGGGUGCAGUUGUACAACAAACUUCUUUCAGCCACCAAAGAAGUUCUCGUUCUGGUGCAUGGUCUGUUAUGAUAAGCAUAGGAAGUGUCAUGGGGCCUUUUAUCAUGGGAUUUGUGACGCAAAGAUGCGAUCCAAAAUAUAUUUUUGUCAUAUUUUCGGUCAUGAACUUCAUUCAGUUCUUAAGUUAUGUCUUGCUCGGGAAGGAAACCCUUUAUAACUACGAAGACUCUACGAGAAACAACACAGACAAAUUCAAUCAAUUGUUUGACUUUAAAGCAAUAAUGCCAGAACAAAAAUUCGGACUCAAGGUAAUAUUAGCACCAUUUCAAUUCCUCUAUCGUUCUCUGAGAGUACUUUUUAGUGGUUUCACAAUUGGCGUCGCUUUUUCAUUUUCUAAUAUUGCAUGCGUUAUAAUGCUUCCUAGUAUAUUUACAGCUAAAUUUCAUUUUGGUUCCCAACAAAUUGGACUUCAAUAUAUUGCCCAUCUCAUUGGGUUAUUGACAGGAAUUUUUCUUUCUGGCUGGGUAUCCGAUAAAUGGAUGCAAUAUGGUAAAAAGCAGAGUAAGGGGCCAUCAUUUAGGUUGUGGCUAUUAUACUUGGGGUACAUUUUAGGUGCCAUUGGGUUAAUUGAAUACGGUGUCGAACUACAAAAGAUAACAAGUUGGUCGGUAACGCCUUUAAUUGGAAUAGCAAUAACACUCUGUGGCCAUGAACUUAUCAACACAACUAUUUUAACUUAUGCCAUUGACAAUAAUCCUGAGAGGGCUUCAGAUAUUGCUACUUUCUGCAACUUUAUGAGAAUGUUACUAGCAUUUGUCGCCCCCUUCUAUUUGCCGAAAAUGUUUGAGAGUAAUUUGAAGUAUUCUGGCUCUUUUGGCUUAAUGGCGGCUUUACUAGUAAUUUCAGGAAUUCCAGCAAUCAUUUUUCAUGUCUUAGAUAGACUGAAAGAAACGAAGUCUCAAAAAGAAGAUGUUUAA
Molecule: messenger RNA, 1500 nt
Organism: Priceomyces carsonii
Lineage: Eukaryota; Fungi; Ascomycota; Pichiomycetes; Serinales; Debaryomycetaceae
Exons: 1
Coding region: 1-1500 (499 amino acids)
Biological process (GO): transmembrane transport
Cellular component (GO): plasma membrane
Molecular function (GO): transmembrane transporter activity
Source: RefSeq, a predicted model, not a curated record